Molecule: messenger RNA, 1779 nt
Organism: Fonsecaea multimorphosa CBS 102226
Lineage: Eukaryota; Fungi; Ascomycota; Eurotiomycetes; Chaetothyriales; Herpotrichiellaceae
Exons: 10
Coding region: 1-1779 (592 amino acids)
Molecular function (GO): monooxygenase activity; flavin adenine dinucleotide binding
Source: RefSeq, a predicted model, not a curated record
AUGGGCUCCUUGGGAGCAAAGAAUGUCUUCGACACGCUCCCCGCAGCGUUCCCCCAUGCCACUGUUCCUGAAGAUGUCAACGUGGAAGACGCGGCGGAUUGGGUGAUCUCGCGACUGGAACACCUCGACACCGACCUGUUGCGCGACGACGCUAUUUGGCGGGACUCUUUCGCCCUCACGGGAACGCUGCGGACGUUUUAUUCAAACAGGACAAUCACUGAGGUCUGGAAAAUCCUGACCGCGAGCCACGGCGCUCGAGAUUUUCGAGUAAUCCCCCAAACUCCGCGGGUUAUGAGGCUGGCCGAGGACAACCAGUGGGUAGAGGCCCGUUUCGAGUUCACGACCACAAAUCCGGCCACCGCCGCUUCUGGAAUCAUGACAUUGGUCCCGGUUGGCGAUGGCACUUGGAAGAUCUGGGUCCUCAGGACGAUUUUGGAGCAGCUAGCGGGCGCGGGCAAUGUCGACGCUCUUGAACCAGGUCCAAACCGCACAAAGCAAGACAUUACCGACUUUGAUGCAGUUGUUAUCGGAGGUAGCGGAGCCGGAUUGGCCACUGGUGGACGUCUUCAAGCCUUGGGAGGGGUCAAUUAUGUGAUUAUCGAAAAGAAUGCUCACAUUGGAGAUGCUUGGUCUGUUCGGUACUCGUCGGCACGUUUUCACACCAUUAGGGAAUACUCACACCUUCCAUUUGAGCGCACGUUCGGACCAGAGCACGAAGAAUACCUGGGCAAGGACGCUGUGGCAGAGGCCCACCGCAAAUGGGCGGAGAAGUAUGGCGUGGUAAGUUGUCCUCUAUCGACCAAAGUGGAAUCUGGAAUCUGGAAUGCAGAGAAGAGGCUGUACACUCUGAAAAUCUCCAGAAAUGGCGAAAACUCUGAAAUACGGACCAGACAUGUUGUCAUGGCGACGGGGGCAGGUUCAGAGACGCCGAAAAUCCCACUCAUUGCCGACAAGGAACUUUACAAAGGUUUGGUGUUACACUCGGUAAGCUACAAAGAUGCGAAAGCGUGGAAAGGCCUGUCGGGGGUGGUGGUAGGGUCUGCCAAUACCGCACAUGAUGUGGUGGAUGACAUGUAUGAGGCUGGAAUGAAGUCAGUCACAAUGGUACAGCGAUCACGGACAUAUGUGCUUCCGGUCGAGUACAUUGAUGUACCCUACAAGAUGGUAUACAACGAGAGAAUCCCCACCGAGAUUAGCGACAGGAUGUUCAUGUCGAACGCCAUCGCGGUCUCCCGACUCAUGACAUCGCACCUGUUCACUGCCAAAGCCAAAGCACAGCCAGAACGAUGGGCUGCCCUCACUCGCGCGGGGUUCAAUGUCGAUCCAUACGGGGAUAUUGCAGAAGCCGUCAAUAUCAGACUGGGCGGACAUUACAUUGAUGUUGGCACAUCCGCCAAGAUCUCCAAAGGACUGAUCAAAGUCAAGUCCGACUCUCCAGCUGUCCGGUACUACGAGAAAGGUCUCGUCUUCGCCGACGGGACCCAAAUCGAGGCGGACGUGAUCAUCUUCGCGACCGGGUUCGUGGGGAACCUGAAGCAGCACGCCGCCGAGAUCUUCGGGCAGGAGGUUGCCCAGCGAGCUGGUGACACCUGGGGCUUGGAUUCGGAGGGAGAGGUCCUUGGAGCUUACAAGCCCACCGAUCAACGAGGCUUAUUCUUCCUCGGCGGGGGGCUAGGAUAUGCGAGGUACUACUCUCGGUAUAUCGCGUUAUCGAUCAAGGCGGACGUCGCGGGCACGCCUCUGCCAAUCUAUCAGAAACACAAAUUUGUUCCUGCGUGA